Messenger RNA from Symbiodinium sp. CCMP2456, 330 nucleotides. The record is from the annotation of a GenBank genome assembly. NCBI's taxonomy places the organism in Eukaryota, Dinophyceae, Suessiales, Symbiodiniaceae.
AUGGCCUCGCGUCUUUUGACGACGCUGCUUCUCUGUGUGGCGGCCAUGUACUUCGGGCAAAGUCUUCUGGAAGCCUUCGUGGCGCCAGCAAAGCAGGCAUCGCUACGAUCACGAGCACCAGCCGUGUCCAUGCAGUUUUUCCAGCAAGAGCCGAAGGAAGCGCCAACUGAGCCGCCAAAAGGGCAACCAUCGUCACCGCAGGGCGCUGGGGAGUACAUCGCCAUUAUCAUCGGAGUGAUCAUCAUUGCGGCACCCUUCUUCCUCUUCACCCCGCCGGACGACUCGGUCGAGAGGUUCGUCGAAAAGGAGGCAGUGUCGGGCAUUUCAUGA